Otolemur garnettii (small-eared galago) is the source of this 1733-nucleotide messenger RNA. RefSeq names its product proteasome 26S subunit, non-ATPase 6 (gene PSMD6). The record is from RefSeq and is a predicted model, not a curated record. Gene Ontology annotation, molecular function: protein binding. Gene Ontology annotation, biological process: proteasome-mediated ubiquitin-dependent protein catabolic process. NCBI's taxonomy places the organism in Eukaryota, Metazoa, Chordata, Mammalia, Primates, Galagidae. Gene Ontology annotation, cellular component: proteasome regulatory particle. Bases 528 to 1625 code for a protein of 365 amino acids. The transcript is spliced from 8 exons.
CGCGCGAGCGCCGAGUCAGCGGCCUAGGCUUGGGCUGGCCUCGCGAUCCGGAACCUGCGGGAAUUUUCCCUAGUGGAGCUCUGGCCGCCGAGGCGUCCCUCUGGCGGGGUCCCCGAGACAGGCCAGGCUUUGGGAGCCUUCCUUUUGUUGGGGAUGUCCUGGGGGAACCCGCCUACUCGCAGAGGAGUCUGCAUCUCUGAAUGUCCUUCCCCUUUGGAGGGUAGCUUUAGGAGAAAUUGAGGUAUUUAGAGCAGUGCUAGCCCCAGCGCAAAGGUAGAGUGACUAAUAAGCCCCUUCAGGGCUGCUCCCGGGCGAGGUGUAGUCCUGUGGAGGAGGUAGAAGAAAUGUGAGCUUAGUUCCUUUCGUCCUUCGUAGCAGUGAAUGGCAGUCGGUGGUGUAUAUUGAAUAUAUGUACCUGAGUAGCAACAGCCUUGUUUGAAGACUGCUUUGGAACAGAAUCCGGAGAGCAAACCGAGGAUUGCCCGCCCCAGGCCUGGCAGAGGUUGGCGGUGCCAGGAUUGGCCCUCAUGCAGACCUCCCACCAACAGGCGUUUACGUUUUGUCGAGCAUUUCAGAAGCCCUAUCCAUUCCUUCCCAGUGACAUGGCUCCUUAUUAUGAAGCCUUAUGCAAAUCCCUGGACUGGCAGAUGGACAUGGACCUACUCCAUAAAAUGAAGAAGGCAAAUGAAGAUGAGUUGAAACGUUUGGAUGAGGAGCUGGAAGAUGCAGAGAAGAAUCUGGGAGAGAGUGAAAUUCGAGAUGCAAUGAUGGCAAAAGCCGAGUACCUCUGCAGGAUAGGUGACAAGGAGGGAGCUCUGACAGCCUUUCGCAAGACAUAUGAUAAAACUGUGGCCCUGGGUCACCGACUGGACAUCGUAUUCUAUCUCCUUAGGAUUGGCUUAUUUUACAUGGAUAAUGAUCUCAUCACACGAAACACAGAAAAAGCCAAAAGCUUAAUAGAAGAAGGAGGAGACUGGGACAGAAGAAACCGCCUAAAAGUUUAUCAGGGUCUUUAUUGUGUGGCUAUUCGUGAUUUCAAACAGGCAGCUGAACUCUUUCUUGACACUGUUUCAACAUUUACAUCCUAUGAACUCAUGGACUAUAAAACGUUUGUGACUUAUACUGUCUAUGUCAGCAUGAUAGCUUUAGAAAGACCAGAUCUCAGGGAAAAGGUUAUUAAAGGAGCAGAGAUUCUUGAAGUCUUGCACAGUCUUCCAGCAGUUCGGCAGUAUUUGUUUUCACUCUAUGAAUGUCGUUAUUCAGCUUUCUUCCAAUCGUUAGCGGUUGUAGAACAGGAAAUGAAAAAGGACUGGCUUUUUGCUCCUCAUUAUCGAUACUAUGUGAGAGAAAUGAGAAUUCAUGCAUACAGCCAGCUGCUGGAAUCAUAUAGAUCAUUAACCCUUGGCUAUAUGGCAGAAGCAUUUGGUGUUGGUGUGGAAUUCAUUGACCAGGAACUGUCCAGAUUUAUUGCUGCUGGCAGACUACACUGCAAAAUAGAUAAAGUGAAUGAAAUAGUGGAAACCAACAGACCUGAUAGCAAGAACUGGCAGUACCAAGAAACUAUCAAGAAAGGAGAUCUGCUUUUAAACAGAGUGCAGAAACUUUCCAGAGUAAUUAAUAUGUAAAACCAUAUAACAGAGGAUUUCCUUUAGAGAUAAUUACUUGCAAUUUUUAUCGUUUACUAUGUUCCCACUUCAGCUGAAUAAAAUAAAUACUACAUUACAGUUUCCUUC